AAUUUGAUACCACCCACGGCGUGAUAGCGGCGAUCAUGCAGAAGAAGACAAUGUAUUGAUCCCCAUUUUCGUGAGCAGCUUCUAUCGCUUGUCCGAACUUCCGGGUUGAUUUUGAUACUAAUCCCUGUUUCUGGAGCAUAUCGGAAGAUGCGUGAGCUUUGCGGCUCGUGAGAAACUCGUUCAUUGUCGGGAUUGUUUUCUCUUUCUGUUACCAUAUAGUCCCCACUUGCACAUUCGUAGAAUUGGUAGUUUUUUUUAACUUCUGGUUUGUGCAUCCUUCUCUGGUAAGGGGUCUUGAAGUAGUUUGAUCGGAAUCAGGAAGCUGGGAUUUUGUAAACUGGACUGGAGUUGCAGUGAUUGCGUGCAUUUCUCAGCGGCAUUGGACAAAGGUCUUCGACGUUUUUUUUUCCUACUACUGUGAACUGUCUUACUGGUAGUCCCCUGUGCGAUACUUCAAAAUGGCCUAUCCUGCCCCAGCCGGAGGCCACGGCGGAGGGUGCAGCAUCCAAAAUCAGAUGCUAGAAGUCAAUGUUCUUGGCUGUUCUAACCUCAAAGACACGGAAUGGUUUUCACAGCAGGACCCAUACGUUCACCUCGAGUAUGGGUCCACUAAGCACCGCACACGGACUGACACAGACGGAGGCUUAACCCCCUCGUUCAACGAAAAAUUUGUGGUAAAACUAAUCGAAGGUUUGCGAGAACUUUCUGCUACCGUCUGGAAUAGCAAUACACUUUCCACCGACGAUUUCAUUGGCAGUACAAGGAUUUCGCUCGAGAAAGCCAUAUCAGCAGGAUACGAUGACUCGACUUGGCCAUUGAAGUCUCAUAGUGGGAAGUAUGCAGGAGAGUUAAGGUUGAUCCUGCACUUUCACAGCCCAGGCGCGAGCGCAAAGCCGGGCAAACAUGGAGCUGGUCACGCGCAAGGGGCGAGUGCAUAUCCUGUAGCACAGUAUCCUGCCCAACCCGCAUAUGGAACUGCUGCUUAUCCUGCCAAUCCAGCUUACCCUGCCGCUCCACCUUAUCCUGCCGCUCCUGGAGGUUUUCCUGUCGCUCCAGGAGGUUAUCCGCCACAUGCAGGAGGUUACCCACCGAGUGGACAGCACGCUGUUUAUGCUCAAGCAACACCAUCUGGCUACCCUCCCGCUGGUUAUCCUCCCUCUGGCUAUGCCGCAGACACUGGCGCACCUUGUCAUGCUACCGCUCCGAGCUACAUUCAGCCCGGCGCUCCUAUCCAUGCUCCAAAUCCACAUGGUUACCCUGGUCACGCUGUACCGUAUGCUGUUGCUGGUGUUGCUGGUGUUGCCGCAAUUGGUGCAGCAGCAAUGGGAGCUUAUGGCAUGUACUCUCAAGGCCAUGCCGGCAAACAUGGCGAAGGAAAAAUGAAAGUAAAGGAUAAGAAGGAUAAGAAGGAUAAGAAAGACAAAUCUGGGAAGGGCAAAUGGAAAUAGGUGGGUUGAAGGCUUCGAUAUGUUGACUAGGUUCCACACGACAAGCCGUAUCCAUUGCAUGGAUUUCCAACUCCCUCACUUGAAUUUAUAGAUCAACUGAACACCCAGCUGUGAAUUCUAGUAGAUGAUCUUUAUGUGAUAUCGUAACGAUGUAGACAUCGUUGAACUAAAACGCGAUUGCAAGAGUGAACCUAAAUCUCUGUUUCAGACAUUUUCUGAGCCAUCUGAAAGCUAGUACAGUGUAGACAAGCAGUGCAGAUCUGUCAUGCUGUAGAGGCUGCUAUUACGACGGUGUUCAUUGUACACAUCACUUCCACUUACGGAAACUUUAUUCGUAAUUCAUGUCCGCCGCUGGGCACUUAGCAAUCUCCAAC
Messenger RNA from Physcomitrium patens, 1822 nucleotides. RefSeq lists its product as uncharacterized. Lineage: Eukaryota; Viridiplantae; Streptophyta; Bryopsida; Funariales; Funariaceae. The record is from RefSeq and is a predicted model, not a curated record.